AUGGGAAGAGGAAGGGAGUGAAAGUGAGUUGUUUCCGUACAUCAGGGCUUGGAAGAAUUUAUAUUUUGUGUGGAAAAUCUUCUUUUGAUAUGUCCAAAGCUAGCCAGUCGACGAAAUUUAGAGGAGUAGAUGUGGAUGAGCUCGAUGAAAACAAAUUCCAGGACGAUGGAGACGAAGAUUCAGGACAGAGCGGACCUGAUGAAGCAGAAGUUAACAACUUAUUAAUGCAGAAGAAAAAUGCAGAAGCAUUGAAAGCUGCCUUGACCAAUGCACCUAUUCUGUCUAAAAACCAAGCAACAAAGGACAAAGCAUUUGCAGUAGUUUUGCGUGUUCUAACCGCUGUUAAGUCGGCUGAAGUGGAGAAAGCUGUUAAAACCCUAGACAAAAAUGAGCAGGAUGUGUUAAUGAAGUACAUCUAUCGAGGGUUUGCAGAGCCAACUGAGGGAUCAAGUGCCACUCUCCUUACAUGGCAUGAGAAGGUCCUAGCCUCUGCUGGUCUUGGUAGCAUUGUCCGUGUUCUAACUGACCGAAAAACUUUGUAGAUGGUCAAGCAUUUUUUGGAUAAAUCAAAACUAAGGCAAUUUCUCAUGGGUAGAAGAUUGCCCACAAUAAAAGCAAUUUUAAGUUUAUAUUUCUUUCAUCAUUCUUCCUAAUCUAUCCUGAUUAUUUUUCACAUAAUCUAAGCAUGGAAAAAAUUCACUUGUAAACACCUGUUAACUAAAUACCAUCCAAAGUGGUAAGGUCAUGAAAUUGUUAUUUCCAGAUUUACCAUUUGAAGGGAAUUCAAUUGUUGGCUGGUAAGAAUGGAUGCCAAGGUAUUGUUAGAUGGUGAAUUUCGUAAUUUUCCUUUCCUCAUUUUAAACAUCAAAUUCUUAAUGUUAUCAUGAUUGUGAACUAAGUAAAAAAGUAGAGUUCUUUUAAAUGAUGGAAAUGUCAAAGCAUUGACUGUAUGGUGUUAAUUAUUUGAACAUUACUUGACUACUUGUUGAGUCUAUUUUUGUAAAAUGAACCAUUCCUUUUUUAGGAACAAGACUCAAUAGCUAGCUUUGAAAAUAAAAUUUUGAUAAAUCUGA
This is a messenger RNA of Orbicella faveolata, 1073 nucleotides long. Its product is annotated as actin-related protein 2/3 complex subunit 5-like. Gene Ontology annotation, cellular component: actin cytoskeleton; Arp2/3 protein complex. Gene Ontology annotation, biological process: regulation of actin filament polymerization; Arp2/3 complex-mediated actin nucleation. The record is from RefSeq and is a predicted model, not a curated record. Lineage: Eukaryota; Metazoa; Cnidaria; Anthozoa; Scleractinia; Merulinidae.